UUACUUUAUCCACUGAAUGGUUUUUGAUUUUAUUUUUUAUUGCGUGACAAUGAACACACCCUAUUGGGGGUCGGUGGUUUUUUCUUCAACGCUGACCAUUCACUAAUUUAAUGAUUGGUUCAUCUAUCAUGUUUGUAGCACGAAGUGUGGACCUGUGAACCUGUGGACCUGUGGGCUGUGAACAGAAUGCCUGUAAUAUAUGUAGUAGUAGGCGUGGAUUUACCUAAAUUAUGUAGUUAAACAGGACUCAUAUAUUUCCAGCGACGUAAAUUAUGUAGUUAAACAGGAUUAAUGCAUUUCCAGGGUGACGACGUAUACUAUGCUCCGGUACAGAAACAACCGCUUUGUUUUUUUUUUUUUGUUGCUGUUGUUGUUUAUUGCACACCUUAAAGAAUUCCGUUUGUCUUCGUAGGUGAAGCAACAAGCAGUCACACUGCUGUGUUCCGAAAUGAAAUUAAACUAGUUCAGACUUUCUGAAUAGAAUCACAUGUAAAUAAUUAACAGGUCAUUUACCCUGUACUGCAGUGUACAUUACGCCUGGCUCUCCCCUGAAGGACUGCUAGAGUUAAAGAGCUCUGUUUUUUCUUAAUAUCGCUUCUAACUACAGGAGAGCUAAGAGGCAUCAGCUUACAAGGGGUUAAAAUGAAGUUGGGAAAUGUACAAUGAGCAGCUGUCUGCUUCUUACAGGAGGGCUUCGUCUACGGGACGUGUUCCGGUUCAAUUUAGUAUCAGCGGCAAUUUUAGCCCCUGCUCUAACGAGCCCCCUACCCCUGCGAGGAAAAGCGGAAGUGGAUAGUGAAAUUUCUCGGAACUCGCUAUUGCAUGCCUACAUCAACAAUUUCUUUUCUCGGAACUCGCUAUUUCAUGCAAACAUCAACAAUUUCUUUUACACGACGGCACAAAAGCUUCAAUCUUCUCACGUACAAUUAAUUGUUUUGUCAAAAAUGGCUUGCGGAAACGCAAAUGAUUAUGAUUACAGACUAGUCGAUGACGAAACUCAUCUCCAAGAUGCUAUCGCUGAGCUCAAACGCAAAAUAGAGAUACGGAACACCCUUUUAGCUGUUGAUUGCGAGGGGGAUUCGUUGAGCAGAAAGGGAGCGCUUACCAUCAUCACAGUAGCAACUGAAGAGAAAGUCUACAUCUUUGAUGUGCUGAAACUAGGACAACUCGUUUUCAGCAGUGGACUUGGUGAUAUCCUUGAAGACAAACAUCGCGUGAAGUUGACGUUUGAUUGCCGACAAGAUUCCGAUGCGCUCUGGCAUCAGUUUAAGGUGAAACUGAGCGGAGUCUUGGAUCUUCAGCUGCUUGAAGUCAUAUAUCGCCGUGAAAACACAGCAAACUCUCCGCAGUUUUCCAAUAAGUACAGACGUGGUGCUCGUCGAAGCCAGAGAACAGAUGAAGUAGAGAAAAUAUAUGGCUUUGGUCGCUGCAUUGAGCUGUACCUCCAGGACGAAAAGUUGACCAAAAUAAAGGACAAAGGGAAACAGUUGUUAAAGAAAGAUGAGAAAGUGUGGAAAAAGAGACCACUGACGGAUGAACUUAUCCAAUACUGCGUUGUGGAUACAAUGGCGAUGUUCAGCUUGUACAACAAGAUGAAGGAUGUCAACGGAGGAGAGGAUGCUCGUCUACGAGUUGCAUCGCAAAGGUAUGUUGAUCUGUAUCGAGGCAAAACAGUGAGGUCUUUCGAUGACUAUGAAAUGAAUGCAUACCUUCCUCUUGACAUCAUUCCUGAUAAAGGAAGUCUGUAUUUUCCGGCCGCAAACACUGCAUGUACGCGCUGUCAACGACGAUUUCCGCGGGACGAAUUCAGUGCAACACAGUUAAGAAACGGAGAAGAGAAAUGCAGGGUGUGUAAGGAGGUAAAGCGCCUGGAGGAUGUACAAAGAAACAGAGAGGAUAAUUGGGAACGCGCUGCCGCCUUCAGAGAGUUCGACUAUUUUGACUACUUUGACUAUGACGACGAACCUUGGGGAUGGGAGGACUCAGAUUCUGACUGGUGGUAAAACCUCAUGCGGUAUAUGACAAUACGGUGAGUCAUUGCAAUGACCUUCAAACACUGAUCGCACAGGACUUUGAUACUUCAAUGUUAUUGUAAAUACCAUUUCGAAGACUACAGUGAGACGAACGUAACAGCGUGUAUCACGUGCUUUUACCAUUUUACUUUGCCAUUAUGAGGUUAUAUCUGUAUGGAGAAAAUGUUUAUAGAUAAGCGCA
Molecule: messenger RNA, 2214 nt
Organism: Orbicella faveolata
Lineage: Eukaryota; Metazoa; Cnidaria; Anthozoa; Scleractinia; Merulinidae
Product: piRNA biogenesis protein EXD1-like
Source: RefSeq, a predicted model, not a curated record